Messenger RNA from Hylaeus anthracinus, 4577 nucleotides. It is a transcript of the gene Syp, whose product is annotated as heterogeneous nuclear ribonucleoprotein R-like. Lineage: Eukaryota; Metazoa; Arthropoda; Insecta; Hymenoptera; Colletidae. The record is from RefSeq and is a predicted model, not a curated record. Gene Ontology annotation, molecular function: mRNA binding. Bases 133 to 1830 code for a protein of 565 amino acids. Gene Ontology annotation, cellular component: nucleus; ribonucleoprotein complex. The transcript has 12 exons.
CCACGGGAUUUUUUUCGUUUGCGCGCCUUUCUCGAAUCAUGUGUUUCUAUAUGCGAGCGGAGAUUCAUUGAUCGAAAAGGCAUGUGUUGAUGUUAUCGUGAGUGCAAAAGUGCAUCGCAUUCUUCAAGAAAUAUGGAUGCAGUUCCAUUGCCGGCCGCUAUGGCAGAAGGGAAUGGGGAAAUAAAAAUGGAAGAAAAACAGUCUAAAGAGGAAAUGGAAUAUGUAGAAAGAACAGAAGAUUUUUCUAAACUAAUUCAAUACGGACUGGACGAGAAAGUAGCUGCAAAACUGGAUGAAAUUUACAAGACAGGAAAAUUGGCUCACGUCGAUUUGGAUGAAAGAGCAUUGGAUGCAUUAAAAGAGUUUCCUGUCGACGGCGCGUUAAAUGUGCUCACACAAUUCCUGGAGUCAAAUUUAGAACACGUAUCAAAUAAAUCUGCAUACCUUUGCGGUGUUAUGAAAACUUAUAGACAAAAGAGCAGAGCUGGUCAAGGUACCAGUACCAGUACCACUCCAAAAGCACCGGAUGAGGAUAAAAUAAAGAUGAUCCUCGAACGAACCGGUUACCCAUUGGAUGUAACGACAGGACAGAGAAAGUACGGCGGACCUCCUCCGAAUUGGGAAGGUCCUACUCCAGGAACGGGUUGCGAGGUGUUUUGUGGAAAAAUUCCAAAAGAUAUGUACGAAGACGAGUUGAUUCCAUUAUUUGAAAAAUGUGGAAAGAUUUGGGAUUUAAGACUAAUGAUGGAUCCAAUGGCAGGUUGCAACAGAGGAUAUGCAUUUAUCACUUUUACUAACAGGGAAGCGGCACAGCAAGCUGUUAGGGAGCUCGAUAAUCACGAAAUAAAACCCGGCAAGAAUCUGAAAGUAAACAUUAGCGUUCCUAAUCUACGACUUUUUGUGGGGAACAUACCAAAGUCAAAAGGCAAAGAGGAGAUCUUGGAGGAAUUUGGUAAAUUAACAGCUGGCCUGACCGAGGUGAUUAUCUACAGUUCACCGGACGAUAAGAAGAAAAAUAGAGGUUUUUGCUUCUUAGAAUAUGAAUCUCACAAAGCAGCUUCCUUAGCGAAACGAAGAUUAAGCACCGGUCGUAUCAAGGUGUGGGGCUGUGAUAUCAUAGUCGAUUGGGCUGAUCCGCAGGAAGAGCCAGACGAACAAACCAUGUCUAAAGUGCGUGUACUGUAUGUAAAGAACUUGACGCAAGAUUGUUCAGAGGAGAAGCUGAAGGAGUGUUUCGAAGAAUACGGUAACAUCGAGAGAGUGAAAAAGAUCAAGGACUACGCUUUCGUGCAUUUCGAAGAACGAGACAAUGCCGUUAAGGCAAUGAACGAACUAAAUGGUAAAGAAAUCGGAGGUUCUCACAUAGAGGUGUCGCUCGCAAAACCACCGUCUGACAAGAAGAAAAAAGAAGAAAUGCUUCGUGCCAGGGAACGAAGAAUGUUACAAAUGUUGCAGGGUCGGACCGGAGGGUCUCCGUCGCAUCCGAGUAUGAUGGGGGGCCCGAUGCCAGUUCGCGGGCCUGGCCAAGGUCCUCGUGGCACUGGUGCAGGUAUGCGAGGACAAAUGGGACGAGGCGAUUAUGCUCUCAUGGAAAUAGAUUAUGAUUACGACUAUUACGGUUAUGGGGAUUAUCGAGGUGGCUACAGUGAUCCAUAUUACGAUGACUAUUAUCGAUACGAAGAUUACUAUUUCGAUUACGCGCCGCCUCCGCCACCUGCCAGAGGGAGAGGCAGGCAGCCUCAACCGUUGCAGGGUUAUCCAAAUACCGUAAGAGAGCAUUGGGCACCCUGUGAACAUCAUUACGACUAUGCCAUCAUUACUUUAAUUUGACUGACUAAAGACUUGAUCUACCGACUCGACAGAUCGAUAGAUAGAUAGAUAGUUUAGGUAGAUAGAUAGAGCAGAUAAUUAGGACAGAAAAUAUGAUAGAGCGAGCGAGAGAUUGAGAGAGAUUGAGAGAGAGAGAGAGAGAGAGAGAGAGAGAGAGAGAGAGAGAGAGAGAUACAUAGGUGGAUCGAUUACAAAUCAAAACAGUUUUUUCUCUCGGCAGCUUUGCUAUGACGUUGUGUACAUGAUUACGCGCGUACCUCGACGUUUGUUGUGUUGUAUUUCUUGCAUCAUGGUAGUACUUUGUUUUCUUCGAAUUUCGUCGCUUUGAUGAGAAAUGAUAGUUUUUUCGUUUAUCAUAUUCGUUAUUUGUCAGCCGUGUACCCAAGUUUCUACGUGCCAAGUAGAAAACGGUUCCUGACGCGAUUCGUAUUCUGCUAUAUAUGUAUAUGUAUAUAUAUACUUUUUAAUUGUUAAAUUAUAUCGUUGAUCGACACGAUCGGAAACGACGUUCUUCAUAUGUCGCUUGGCCGUAGUUAAUUCGUUGCAUUCGCUUGUUACGGAAGAUCAUUUUUGAAAUCUCUGUUUAAUCUGUUUCGCGAAACCGAUAUUAUCUGCAUCCGUCGCAAGUCAUUCGUUGGGAAUGUUUGUUGCAUUAGAAACUUGUCUUCUCACAUUUGGUUUUUUGCGUGUGUGCGCGUGUGUGUCGAACGACCGAUGCUAAAGAACGACUCGUUUUUUUUUCUUUUUCUUUUUUUUUUUUUUUUCAUGCAGUCACCCGUGGAACGCAUUCGUACGAGUUCUCUGAUUAAUCCAAAUGGAAAUACUAGUCGUAAUUUAGAUCUAGGUUCGUUGAAAAAUAGUGUGAGAGAAGGUCUGUUCGAGUCUGACGAACUAUGGUCAGUAUUGUACAUUUGAGAUAAAUAAGCCUAGUCACUUUAAUAGUUUCGAUUCUGGAGUCAAUAAUAAUGGAAUCAUAAUAAACAUAUACGAAAAUAUAUGUGGAUUUAUGCAAAAUAAAAUAGCACGAUUAUUAAAAUAAUUCCAGAAUAUAUUCAAGACACAUUACGUAUAAAAUCAACAGUCUAUUCAUGUAUAAUACAGAGAACAACGUGCAAAUGUCGAAAGUCUCUCGAGUACGUUCCAGAUUAGCCGUAAAGUGAGAGAAGCAUAGCGUGCAUGUGUUUCGUUAGGUUUUGUACGUUUGGUCGCUUUCUGUGUAAAUAUGGGAGGAUGAUACGCGAAUAAAUUGAAAAAAAUUCGUCGAUUCCUCGCAUACCAGUCCAUGUACCUGUGAUAUAUUAUUAUUUCGAAUCGCGUUUCGGAGUAUAGGAAGAAAGGGUUUCUUGAGAAAACGAUGAGAGAUAAUGUUGGAUAGAAACGAACAGUUUCGAUACUUGAUCGCCUAGGGAAUUGUCUUGUGUGUACAUAGUCUGUGGAAUCGGGAGAGAGAAAGUUAUCUGUUAGUGUUAUUAGUAAUCGAUAGCAUCGAUAAUAAUAUUAAUUUGAUGGCUGUUGCUUGCUUCGGUGUACAAAGAACCGCUUACGCUUAAUACUACCCUGCUGCUGUAAUGCUGCGCCGCUUAUAUCUAAACCUUGACUUUGUUGAAUUUUGUUCUAGCUGACAGUGCAGUAGGUUGUGUCGCUUAAAAGUAACCCCGCCAACCCCGUACAGUUCGCUUUUCGCUUUACCACAUUGGAUAACUCUGCUAAUACUACUACUGCUGUCUAUACAAAAACAAAAACCAAAAACCGAAAUGUGGUUAGUAAGAUUUGGUUCUAGGUGAAUCCCUUCUGUUGCAUCGUUCUACUGUCUACAUACGUCUCAACGACGCGUAUAUAUAUAUAUAUAUAUACACACACAUACAUCAGCAUCUUUUCGCAUUCCCCAUUUACCUCCUAACAAAACUCCCUCUGUUUCUUCAUGUUUACUUUUCACGCGCAACGCACACUCUUUGCCUGUCCCUCUCUUUGUGAAUAAUGUCAAAAUAUAUAUAUAUAUAUAUACAUAUGUAUAUACAACAAAAAAUAAUACGUUACGUAUACGUACCGCGCAGUAUGUGUCUACGACGUGGUACGGUGUACGUACAGGGUGAGACAUUUAAAACAAAACACUUGCUUACUUUUGGUUGUAGAAUAUCGCUUGGUUUCUUGGCUUGCGUAAUCCGAUACGAAUAACUUGUUUGCAGAUGGAACUGUAGAGAAAACGCGAGCUACGACUUUGUUUUUAUUUUAUUUACAAUGGAAUGGUAUGUCGUGGCCAUGAUGAUUAAUGGGCAACUUUGGGGACCAUUUAAUCGUGUUUAUACAUAAUAAAUAGACUGCAGAUAUUUAUGCAUUUACGACAAAAAUGUAAAUAUAUAGAAAUAAACAGAGAAAGGUGUAGAAAGGUGUGCAUAUCAUUCCAUUAAAUUAACUGAACAAAGUUGGCCCUCGCAUCUCCGGUACAGGUCCGCUACCGCGUGCAAAAAAGGCUACCAACUAAAGAAACAUUGGCAAAAAGACAAACAAGAUUAGUUGGACGGAUUCUCUGUUAUCGUCAAGAGUAGACAAGCUAUUUUCAAAUGGCUCGCCCUGUCGAGUAUGUGUACAAAAUGUCUAAUAUGUAUAUAACGUGCGUGACGUCUCGCAACACGAUACACACACGCGAGCACAUAGUCUACACAAAUGUAUACUCGUUAUACAUGUUCGAACUGUACGUGUACAGUGUUUGUAUAUAACACAUGUAUAAUAUAUAUAUAUAUAUAUUA